GCGUGGGGCCAGGGGCGGGGUGAAGGGUCAGGUCCCAUCCAAGAUGGCGGCGGCGCCGGGGAGGCGGCGGCGACCGGCGGAGCUGCUUUGGGCAACCCUUUGCCUCGGGGCCGCCCUGGCCGUGGACCGCAGCAACUUCAAAACCUGUGAACAAAGCAGUUUCUGCAGACGCCAGCGGGGGCUGCAGCCCGGGGAAUCGCCGUACCGAGCCCUCCUGGAGUCCCUACAGCUCGGCCCCGAUGCCGCCAGGCUGCAGCUCAUCAACGAAGCCACCAAGGUGCCGCUGCUGCUGGAGCUGUGGGGGCUUCAGGGCAACAUGACCCGGAUCCGCAUCAAGGAGCUGAACCCGCUGCGGCCACGCUUCGAGGUGCCGGACGUGCUGGUGGGCGAGCCCCCGGUGGAGCGGCUAUCGGUGACGGGCCGGGACGAGGGGAGCCUGGAGCUGUCGCUGGGUCCGGCGGGCCACCGGUUGCUGGUGACGGAGAAGCCGUUCCGCAUGGAUCUGCUGCAGGGCCGGGAGCUGCUCUGCAGCGUCAACGCCCGCGGCCUCCUCUUCUUCGAGCACCUCCGACGCCGCCGGGACUCUUUCUCGGAUAAAGUUAGUAGCUCGGUCGGUAGCUUGUGGGAUAAGAUCAAGACCCUUUUCCAUAGGGACCCCCCCAAGGACCCCACGGCGGAGGAGGGGGCGGCCACUGAGGGGCAGGAGGAAGCCGCCGGCGGGACAGAGGACGCGGGCAACCAGAGCGAGAAGCCCACGGAGCCCACGGCGGAGGCGACGGAGGAGCCGGGCUCCUGGGAGGAGACGUUUAAGACGCACACGGACACCAAACCCAACGGACCCACCUCGGUGGGGCUGGAUUUCUCCCUGCCCGGCUUCGAGCACGUCUACGGCAUCCCCGAACACGCCGACAGCCUGCGGCUCCGCACCACGGAGGGGGGGGACCCGUACCGUCUCUACAACCUGGACGUCUUCCAGUACGAGCUUUACAACCCCAUGGCUCUCUACGGCUCCGUCCCGCUCCUCCUGGCGCACGGCGCCCGCCGCACCCUCGGCGUCUUCUGGCUCAACGCCGCCGAAACGUGGGUGGACAUCAGCUCCAACACCGCCGGCAAGACUCUCUUCGGGAAGCUGCUGGAUUACAUGCAGGGCGGAGGGGAGACGCCGCAGACCGACGUGCGUUGGAUGUCGGAAAGCGGGAUAAUCGACGUUUUUUUGCUGCUGGGCCCUUCGCCCUCCGCCGUGGCCGGGCAAUACGCCGCCCUCACCGGCACCCAAGCCUUGCCCCCGCUUUUCGCCUUGGGUUACCACCAGAGCCGCUGGAAUUACAACGACGAGGAGGACGUGGCGGCGGUGGAGCGGGGUUUCGAGGACCACGCCGUCCCCUGCGACGUCCUUUGGCUGGACAUCGAACACGCCGACGGCAAGCGCUACUUCACCUGGGACCCCAGCAAGUUCCCCCAGCCCCGCGCCAUGCUGGAACGCCUGGCCGCCAAAAAACGCAAGAUGGUCAGCAUCGUGGACCCCCACAUCAAGGUGGACAGCGGGUAUCGCGUCCACAACGAGCUGCGCUCCCGCGGUUUCUACGUCAAGACGAAGGACGGGAACGACUACGAGGGCUGGUGUUGGCCCGGCUCCGCGGCGUACCCCGACUUCACCAACCCCGAGAUGCGCGCCUGGUGGGCUUCCAUGUUCGCCUACGACCAGUACGAGGGCUCGACCGAGAACCUCUUCACCUGGAACGACAUGAACGAGCCCUCGGUCUUCAGCGGCCCCGAGGUGACGAUGCACAAGGACGCGGUCCACCACGGCGGCUGGGAGCACCGCGACCUCCACAACCUCUACGGCCUCUACGUGCAAAUGGCGACGGCCGAGGGGCAGAUCCAGCGCUCGGGGGGGCAGCGCCGACCCUUCGUCUUGAGCCGGGCUUUCUUCGCCGGCUCCCAGCGCUACGGGGCGGUAUGGACGGGCGACAACGCCGCCGAGUGGGACCACCUGAAGAUUUCCAUCCCCAUGUGCCUGAGUUUCGGGCUGGCCGGUCUCUCCUUCUGCGGCGGUGACGGACGUGGGGGCUUCUUUAAGAACCCCGAAGCGGAGCUGUUGGUGCGGUGGUACCAAGCGGGGGCUUUCCAGCCUUUUUUCCGGGCUCACGCGCACCUGGACACGGCGCGGCGGGAGCCCUGGCUUUUCGGGGAGGAAACGGCGGGGCUGAUCCGCGAGGCCGUGCGGCGGCGCUACGCCCUCCUGCCCUUCUGGUACACGGCGUUUUACCGCAGCCACCGCCACGGCGUGCCCGUCAUGAGGCCACUCUGGAUGGAGUACCCCGAGGACACCACCACUUUCGCCAUCGAUGACCAGUACAUGAUCGACAGGGCGCUGCUGGUGCACCCCGUGACGGAGCAGGGAGCCCGGGGUGUGCAGGUCUACCUGCCCGGCAAGGGAGAGGUCUGGUACGACGUCGUCUCCCACCAGAAGCAUCACGCACCCCAGACGCUCUACGUGCCGGUGACCUUGAGCAGCGUGCCGGUUUACCAGCGUGGGGGGACGGUGGUGCCACGGCAGGAGCGGGUUCGUCGCUCCACCGAGUGCAUGCGGGGGGAUCCCUUCACCCUCUACGUCGCCCUCAGCCCCCAGGGCACAGCCGAGGGCGAUCUCUUCCUGGACGACGGGCAGAGCUUUGAUUACCAGACGAAGGCGCGUUACCUUCACCGGCAGUUCACCUUCGCUAGCAACACGCUGACGGCCAGCUCCGCGGACCCCAAGGGCUCCUUCGACACCCCAGCCUGGCUGGAGCGCGUGGUGAUCCUGGGUGCGGGGAAACCGGCCGCCGUCAUUCUCCGUCCUGCGGACGGCCCCGAAACCCGCCUGGACUUCCACCACGAGGCCGAGACCUCCGUCCUCACCCUGCGCAAGCCGGGGGUCCCCAUCGGCGCCGACUGGGCCAUCGUCCUGCGAUAAUGCAGAGGGGGGGGGCUGCUGGGGGGGGGGGCCCUGACACACACACACACACACA
Messenger RNA from Chroicocephalus ridibundus (black-headed gull), 3011 nucleotides. RefSeq names its product glucosidase II alpha subunit (gene GANAB). Gene Ontology annotation, molecular function: glucan 1,3-alpha-glucosidase activity; carbohydrate binding. The transcript has 25 exons. The coding region runs from base 44 to 2956 and encodes 970 amino acids. Gene Ontology annotation, cellular component: glucosidase II complex. Gene Ontology annotation, biological process: N-glycan processing; carbohydrate metabolic process. The record is from RefSeq and is a predicted model, not a curated record. Lineage: Eukaryota; Metazoa; Chordata; Aves; Charadriiformes; Laridae.